Harpegnathos saltator (Jerdon's jumping ant) is the source of this 1341-nucleotide messenger RNA. It is a transcript of the gene Mettl4, whose product is annotated as Methyltransferase like 4. NCBI's taxonomy places the organism in Eukaryota, Metazoa, Arthropoda, Insecta, Hymenoptera, Formicidae. Bases 43 to 1194 code for a protein of 383 amino acids. Gene Ontology annotation, biological process: methylation. The transcript is spliced from 6 exons. The record is from RefSeq and is a predicted model, not a curated record. Gene Ontology annotation, cellular component: nucleus. Gene Ontology annotation, molecular function: nucleic acid binding; methyltransferase activity.
AAUUUAUGUAUAAAGGAAUACACAUUCUGGAACAAAACAAAAAUGAGUAUACUUUUUACUAGCAAAGAAGGCUGGAUUUUAUCUCAUUUGCAAUAUCUUAACGAUAUUUAUAAGAAAGUGCUAAAUGACAAUGGAUUUUGUGCUCUAGAAUUUAAUAAGAUGAUAUUCGAGAUUAAUUCACAAUACUUGAGGCAAAAUCAGAUAGCACAAAUUGCUCAAGAUAGUAUUAUUUCAUUACAUGGUAAAAAUAAAAGAAAAAAACGUUCAAACUUAUUGCCACAAAAGGAUUUGGAAGAAGUUCAUCAUAUUAAAGAAACCUUUAAUACAAUAAUGUCUACUGCAAGAUUAAAGGGAUUUUUUGGUGAGAAUAUUUCUUCAGAUAAUAAUGAAGCAGCACGCUUGGCUUCUAAGAAAUUUUAUCUGGAUACUUAUUGCCACAAGGAUGAAAACUUGUUUGGAUCUAAUGACACAAAUGAUGCUAUUAUAUCUGAGGCCCAUGAUAAAAAAUAUGUAUUUCCAGAAAAAUGCACAUUUUAUUGCUAUGAUGUAAGAGAAAUAGAAAAGAAGAUGGAGUUGAAUAAACAAUACGACUUUAUAUUACUGGAUCCACCUUGGUGGAAUAAGUCGAUCAGGAGGAAAAAGAUGAAGUACAUUGAAGCUAGUUACAAAAUGAUGUAUAAUGAAGAAUUAGCCAAAAUACCAGUAGGCAAACUAUUGCAUUCUAAUGGUAUCGUGGCUGUAUGGUGUACCAAUGCAUCCAGCCAUUUGAAUAGUAUUUCCAAUGAGAUGUUUCCAUCUUGGGGUGUUACUUACAGAGCUAAAUGGUAUUGGAUCAAAGUAACACAAGCAGGAGAUACAAUAUGUAAUUUUAAUUUGGCACCUGGAAAGCAACCUUAUGAAUUACUAAUAUUAGGAUCUGCAUUAAAAGAAGACAAGAUGAAUAUUCCUGAUGGCAAAUUAGUAGUUAGUGUACCUAGUGCAGUCCAUUCUCACAAGCCACCUGUAACAGGUGUGAUGAUUAAGUUGAAUAAAAAUGAGCCAAAGUGUUUAGAAAUCUUUGCGAGAUAUUUGCUGCCUGAGUGGACAAGUUGGGGUCUGGAGAUUUUAAAGUUUCAGCAUUUGUCACUAUAUCAAAUUCUGGACGAAAGUAAGAAGAAAGUUGAAAAUGAUACUGACAAUAAAAAGAGAGACUGAGAGCAAAAUAUAAAACAUACACCCUUGCCGGUACCUAAGUUGUAAAUCUUUAGCCUGAGAUGCUCUUUAUGCAAAGCGUUUAGUGCCGCCACGUGACCAGCCGCUAGAUCCAUAACGUGAAUGUAAUCACGAAUACCUAACGGGAAG